Poecilia reticulata (guppy) is the source of this 2618-nucleotide messenger RNA. RefSeq lists its product as uncharacterized. NCBI's taxonomy places the organism in Eukaryota, Metazoa, Chordata, Actinopteri, Cyprinodontiformes, Poeciliidae. The record is from RefSeq and is a predicted model, not a curated record.
AUUWAGACAGAUGUCUGUUGGGUUAUUGCAUGAUAAUCAAAACAAAGCCAAGCACUGCGUCUGUGAAGCAGCUCUGUGAUCUGUUGCAUGGAUAUUUGUCUGCAAUGCCUGGUUUAGGAUCAAAGAAGAAAGACUAUGUGUCCAGACCGGACAGAUCCRUCGGGGACUUGCCCCAGCUGAGCAAUGAAAUGCAGCUUAGCAUCAUGAACAGGGUGAAAAAUGGAGAGAUAUCCAUCGACGACGCUGUGAACCAGGCAAGAAAGGAAAGAGAGCAGCUCCUCCAGGAACAGCCUGAGAGAAGUACAACACAGCAGUACAACUUCAGCGUUCAUAAACAUGGCCGCUACAGGUGGCAGAAGCGGGUUCUACAGAUUGAUUUCAAGACCAAACUGCUGUGCAGCAUAGAGAGAGGCAUCGUCAAACGCCAGCUGUCUUUCUCCAUUGUCAAGAGCUGUGAUGAUGGGGAUGGUUCCCGGUUCUCCAUUUCUUUUAAAGGACACCAUGACUAUGAACUGGAGGCUACAUCGCUGGAGGACAAACACAAGAUGAUGCAGCUUGUGAAUCAGAUCAUUCAUGGAAACAUAUACAGAGGUUCUGAAAGCGAGAACUCAGAAUCGCAGCAGGAGCCUCAAGCAUCGCAGAGCCUUAAGGAAGGCGUAUUGUUACUGCACAGAGGAGGACUGGCAUCAUUCAAAUGGGUGAAAUACAAAGCUCAGCUCCACCCAGGGGAGCUGACACUGGUCUCAUUCAGUCAGCGAAGCAACGUAGAUGGCGACGUGACAUCCUCAGUUCCUCUUUCCACUGUGAUUCACUUAUCAGAUGGUGACACCAGUGUACAGAAACCAUAUGGCUAUAACACAUUUAUUCUUAUCACCCACAGAAAUGAGUACCAGUUUAAAGUCCCUGCACAAGAGGAAGCAGUUUCUCCUGGUGCUGUGCAGAAGGAGCGUGAUGCCUGGGUCAAAGCCAUCCACAAACUGUGUUCACAUUGGAAAAGGAAGUCCAGAUCUGAACAGAUGUUUGCAGAAUCAAAGAGCUUACAACAUAUCAGUAUACCUGAAGACGUUGAUGACAGUGACACAGAUCUUGAGCACAGUGGUGGAUUUGCUGCUGAAGAUUUUGUUCCAGAGGACGAUAAAAAUUCAGAUUCCACAUCCGGAGAAAGAGAGUGCUCAUUGCUUGAGGAAGAAGGUCCGAGUUCUCCCUCAGCUGACACAAAGCCAGUCCCAAGACCCCGCAUUGGCAAGGCUGCCGUUCAAGUUACUGCUGGAUCAGACAAUUUGAGUCCCCUCCUGUCUCCAACCUCUCCUUAUGCGUCUGUCUCAAAAUUACCCUUGUCCCCCCCACACUCACCCUGCCAUGCUGGCCUCAUGUCCUUUCCUUCAGGCCCGGAGUCUCAAAAACCAGCCUCGCCAGAUGUGAAAGAACCUCCACCCCAGUUCAUCCCACCUCCACCACCUCUGCCUAUUAAACAAAGUACUCUUAGAAAAGCCAGAACAAAGGCCUUUCACUGGGACCUCAUUGGGGAUGAGAAGAUUGCAAAAACAUUUUGGGUUCAGAAAAAGAAAAAAGAAAUCGACACAUCACGUUUGUACGAGCAGUUCGCUGUGAAAGAUGUGGGAUCGUUUGGCACAACGGACUCGAGUAGUUCGCAGCACAUCAUGCUCAACCAGAAGAUUGCGCACAACUUCAACAUUUUCCUCAAAAGUUUUCCGGUGCAACCAGGGGAGCUGAAGGWMAAACUGUUCAUUAUUAAUGAGGAAGAUGGAGGUCUGUCUGAUGAGCACAUCACCUCUCUGAGAAGGUACGUCCCCACUGUGGAGGAUGUGGAAAUGUAUAAAUCCCACAAGGGUCCAGUUUCAGAGCUGCAUGUCGUGGACCAGUACAUGAUGGAGAUGUGCAACAUCCCCUACCUGAGCACGCAACUCGACCUGCUUCUGACGCUGAGAGAGCUCCCGAUCAGCAUGAAAGACCUGCAGCCCCUGAUUAACCAGAAGAUCAGAAUGUGCAAGCAGCUGUACAACUCCAGGUCAUUUGUUUCCGUGCUGGAGUACCUCCUCGCUAUAGGCAAUUACCUGAACGAGAACACCGGAAAGGAAAAGGCCAAGGGAUUCCGCCUCUCGUCCUUAACCAAACUUUCCCAGYUGCGUGGGAGGGACAAGAAUUUCACCUUGCUCCAUGCCCUACUGGAGCAGAUCAUGUUGCAGGAACCGGGCCUGGCCACUUUUACCCAGGACUUGGCAGAAUUUGAAACUGUCCCUGGAGCUUCCAUCAAAGGCUUGACCGCAGAAGUGGAUGUGCUGAAGAACGAAGUGCAGAAAGUGCUUCAUUACAGAAAAACCAUCAGGAAGAGGAACGUUGCAGCUCAUCACCCAAACUUCACUAAAGAUCUUAAGAUGGCAAUAGAGAAGUACAACCUGCAACUCGAGUCGAUGACGAAGACUUGUGAGGAGAUGAAGAAACUCUACUCUGUCAUACUGGUUAAAUUUGGAGAACCACUGGAUCAGGACUCCCAGGAGCUGUUCGGGAUGAUCUGUCAGUUCCUCCAUGACUUUCAAAGGGUGCACGCUGAAACUGCUUGAGCUGAAACUGUAUUAGCAUAAAUUAGUGAGGCAGAA